CCAUUUUGAUUUGAAGAAAGCUCGUUCUACCGAUCGAGCGUAUUCAUAAGUUUUGUAUUUUACCAUUGCGAUUUGUGAUAUUUACUACUAUAAUUUCUAGAAUUAGCAUUAAGUAAACUAUAGUAAGGUAAUAGGUAAACAAAAAUUGAAUUAUAAAACUCUUAAGGCACUUCGUGACAGAUCGAUUGGCGUUCAGUAAACGAGUUACAGGUUAUAGGAGAAGAUUAUUAAAUUUUAGCAUUUGUCUUCUUUUGAGUUAAUUUACAAUGGAAAGCAUGGAUGUUGCACAAGAAGGAACUUCGGCGGCUACUACACCGCUCGAAAAUGGGCCGGACAAGAAUGUCGCAGCGGAGGAGAUGACAUCCAGGGACUAUUAUUUUGACUCGUACGCGCAUUUUGGUAUACACGAGGAAAUGCUAAAAGAUGAAGUGCGCACGCUCACGUAUCGAAACGCCAUGUACCAUAAUAGGCAUUUAUUCAAAGAAAAAACUGUAUUGGACAUUGGAUGUGGUACGGGCAUCCUGUCAAUGUUUGCAGCAAAGGCUGGUGCAGCUAAAGUGAUAGCUGUGGAGUGCUCUAAUAUUGUAGACUACGCUCGCAAGAUUGUUGAGGCUAACAAACUCGAUGAUGUCAUAGAAAUUGUCAAAGGAAAGGUAGAGGAAGUAGAGUUGCCAGUGGACAAAGUGGAUAUAAUAAUCUCAGAGUGGAUGGGCUACUGUCUGUUCUAUGAGAGUAUGUUGGAUACUGUGCUAUAUGCUCGUGAUAAGUGGUUGAAACCUGGCGGUAUGCUGUUCCCUGAUAGAUGCACAUUGUUUAUCUGUGGUAUUGAAGAUAGGCAGUACAAGGACGAGAAGAUCAACUGGUGGGAUGAUGUGUACGGUUUCGACAUGUCUUCCAUCAGGAAGGUUGCCAUCUCCGAACCUCUUGUUGAUGUUGUUGAUGCUAAACAGGUGGUCACAAAUUCUUGUUUACUGAAAGAAAUUGACUUGUAUACAGUUAAGAAGGAAGAUUUGAACUUUGAAGCAAAAUUCCAUAUGCAGGUCCGUCGUAACGACUUCAUCCAAGCUCUGGUGACAUUCUUUAAUGUGGAAUUUACGAAGUCCCACAAACGGUUGGGAUUUAGCACCGCACCUGAGGCACCAUACACACAUUGGAAGCAGACUGUCUUCUACUUUGAUGAAUAUAUGACGGUGAAGAAAGGUGAAGAGAUAACGGGCACAUUCUCUAUGAAACAGAAUGAACGGAACAACCGUGAUCUUGACUUUGAAGUGGAGAUUGAGUUCAAAGGAGAACUCUGUCAGGUCAAAGAGAAGAAUCAUUACAGAAUGCGUUGAGUGUAGCUCAUAAGUGCCUAAUUUAGACUCACUACGCUCAACUUGAGUAUUUAUAGUGAUGAUAAGUUUUUAUUUCUCAGUGUGAAGGAACGCUUUGUUUCUAAGUGAAGUAUUACAGUUAAAAAAAAAAUGUUUUCAUCAAAUAAAAUCUUUAAGAACUGUCCAAUGUAUAGAUGCUAGAAUGCAAUAACAGAAUGCACAAUUAUUAAGUAAAUUGGGCAUUUUUUUUUUAACAUUUUUGUCAACUCGUGUCAAAUUUACCAAAAUGACUUUC
Papilio machaon (common yellow swallowtail) is the source of this 1608-nucleotide messenger RNA. It is a transcript of the gene Art1, whose product is annotated as protein arginine N-methyltransferase 1. The coding region runs from base 267 to 1334 and encodes 355 amino acids. Gene Ontology annotation, molecular function: protein-arginine N-methyltransferase activity. The record is from RefSeq and is a predicted model, not a curated record. NCBI's taxonomy places the organism in Eukaryota, Metazoa, Arthropoda, Insecta, Lepidoptera, Papilionidae. Gene Ontology annotation, biological process: peptidyl-arginine methylation. The transcript has 8 exons. Gene Ontology annotation, cellular component: nucleus.